Rhipicephalus microplus (southern cattle tick) is the source of this 1196-nucleotide messenger RNA. It is a transcript of the gene mRpL43, whose product is annotated as mitochondrial ribosomal protein L43. Gene Ontology annotation, biological process: mitochondrial translation. Lineage: Eukaryota; Metazoa; Arthropoda; Arachnida; Ixodida; Ixodidae. Gene Ontology annotation, molecular function: structural constituent of ribosome. The record is from RefSeq and is a predicted model, not a curated record. Gene Ontology annotation, cellular component: mitochondrial large ribosomal subunit.
AUCUUGCUGGUGUACGCGGUCUCCCGGAAACGACGGUCGUCGGCGUCUUGGCUUUUCGCGCCGGCGACGCCGGCCGCGGUUGCACUGGUGCCGCAGCCUGAUCGGGCGAAAUGUUUCCGUCGGCCAGCAUCAACUCGGCGGCGACGAUCGCGGAACCGCGCCGGCACCUUGACCAGGUGUACGAGCAUGGUGAACCACCACGGGGAGAAACGCUUUCGCACAGCACCGCCACACACGGACACGCUCAGACGAUCACACCCGCCACACAGCCGCAUCGGGCGCCCUUUUCGGACUCUGGCGCGAACUCCCGAAGCCAGCCGCCCCGUCUUGGCUCGACCGUUGGAUUUGCGUACGUGGCUGCCGAUCCCGAACACCUGCUAAAUUUAGCAGACCGAAAGUUUGAAUUUUCCAGCGUAGAGAGCGAUCCGAAGCUGAUCCAAAAGACGUGAUGGAGGCUUUCAAAAUGGCAGCCCCCCUAAGACGAAGCACGCGCGCUGAAGCGUAGAAUCUAUGUGCAGUUUGUCGGCUCGUAUGCGGACGUUGCGAGUACUGAUCGACGAUUUCUGCUUCAGUCCUAAGGCGCCUAAGGCUUAGGAUAUGGCUCACAGGACGAUAACGUUCAUAAAGGCUCCGCUGUACAACGGCGUCGGCCGUUACGUGUGUCAGCUUCAGAGGCUGACGCUGACCUUCUGCAAGACGCACGGCAGUAGCCGCUUCAUGCGGGAGUACAUCGAGCGAGACCUGGUCAACUUCGCGCGCGACAACCCGGGCGUCGUGGUGUACCUGAAACCGCGACGGCACCGCGACCCUUACAUCGUGGCCGAGUACCUGAACGGCCAGCGGGACAUGAUGCGCGUCAACUACAUCCCGGCGAACGAGCUGGUCAAAUGGGUGGACCACUUCCGCACCCGCUCCGGGGAGCCCAUCGCCCGCAUCAACAAAUACCACCGCACCGAGCACCCCAGCAUACAAGGUUUCUGGACACCCUUCACGAACAGGCCAACGGAGCAAAAUCUUUGCAAGUUCCCGAACGAGGAACUCAGCGAGUUCAAGUCUGUUUUUCCGACGGCAACUGAGCAGCUCCAACAGUUGGCUGCCCAGGAUAGCCAGGAGACGUCAGAAACAAAAGAGUGACGCCUACAUUAGGAUUUGCAAUGCUGGUAGAAAAAUAAAUGUUUGUUUUUAUCGUGUUCCAA